GCGAAAGGGACAGAGAUAGAAAAUCCUGUAUAGACAUUUUCUAACCUCAAUAUUCCGUUUUUCAUUUCAUAUAAGGUUUAUUAAUACGGGUGGUCAUCAGAAAAAACGCCAUUGAGUUGUUAGGGAAAAUAACAAAAAUUCACACCUGGACCAGUGAAAAUUCAAUUAACACAUAUGCCCAAGAUCUAAGAAACAAAUCCAGUUUACAUCCAGAUCUAAUUUGUACAACAAAGUCAUGACAACAAUCAAGAACAAUGAACAACUGAUUCUUAAUUUGGCAAUACAUUCAAUGCACACUCGAUGAGAAUUUAAAGAUUUCAAUAAUAGGUGAUCAAUUGACAAAAGGGACAAGCAAUGGAUCACUUACAGGAGGUGCGUCAGUUAGAGUUACUGUGUAAACAACUCUAUGAGUCCCAAGAUUCUACGCAUCGGGCUGAGGCUGAAAAAGCUCUGGUUAAUUUUCAAAAUGCUCCAGACACUCUCACAAAGUGCCAGAUGUUGUUGGACCGUGGGGAUUCAGCUUAUGCACAGCUACUGGCUGCCACUACACUUACAAAAUUAGUGUCCCGCUCUGCUCAGGGAUUGAGUCUACAACAAAGACUUGACAUUAGAAAUUAUGUUCUCAAUUAUUUAGCAACUCAGCCGAAAUUGCCUAACUUUGUUAUUCAAGCACUAGUUACACUUUUUGCGCGUAUAUCAAAACUUGGUUGGUUUGACUCUGACAAGGAUGAGUAUGUAUUUAGGAAUGUAGUGAGUGAUGUUUCCAAGUUCCUUCAGGGAUCAGUUGAGCACUGUAUGAUAGGAGUGCAAUUACUUUCCCAGUUAACAUGUGAAAUGAACCAAAUAUCAGAAGCUGAUGCCAAUAGAUCACUAACGAAACAUCGAAAAAUAGCUAGUAGUUUCAGAGACACACAAUUAUUUGAAAUAUUUAGAUUAUCAUGCUCAUUGUUAGGAACAGCUCGAGAAAAUUGUAAAAAUUUAAAUUUCAAUGACGAAGCACAGCAUGGAUUGAUGACUCAACUUCUAAGACUUGCACAAAAUUGUCUAACAUUUGAUUUUAUUGGUACUACAACUGAUGAAAGCUCGGAUGAUCUCUGUACUGUUCAGAUUCCAACAAGUUGGAGACCUGCAUUCUUAGAUUUUGCAACUUUGAAAUUAUUUUUUGACCUCUACCACAGUCUACCUAAUACUUUGUCCUCUCUUGCUCUUUCUUGCUUGGUUCAAAUAGCCUCUGUACGACGUAGCUUAUUUUGUAAUGUGGAGAGAUCAAAGUUCCUAACUCAUCUAGUGAAUGGUGUUAAACAUACGUUACAAAAUCCUCAAGGUUUAAGUGAUCCUGGAAACUACCAUGAAUUCUGUAGGCUACUCGCUCGUCUUAAGAGCAAUUAUCAAUUAGGUGAACUAGUCAUGGUGGAAAAUUAUCCAGAGGCUAUUCAAUUAAUUGCUAAAUUCACGGUUCAAAGCCUACAGAUGUGGCAAUUUGCUCCUAACAGUGUACAUUACCUCCUGAGUUUAUGGCAGCGUAUGGUGGCUUCAGUUCCUUAUAUCAAAGCUAUUGAACCUCAUCUCCUGGAAACAUAUACACCUGAAGUCUCCAAUGCAUACAUUACUUCUAGAUUGGAAUCUGUGGCUGUAGUUGUCAGAGAAGGUCUUGAAGAUCCAUUAGAUGAUUUAGGGAUGGUACAACAACAAUUAGAGCAACUGUCUGUGAUUGGUCGAUGUGAAUACCAAAAAACCUGUACAUUAUUGGUACAGCUUUUUGACCAAGCUGCAAGGACAUAUCAGGAAUUGAUGGCUCAAACUAGUACAGCCACACAGCAAAUUGAUAUUUUAAUUCAAGAAGGACAACUUACUUGGCUUGUCUACAUUAUUGGCAGUGCCAUAGGUGGCAGAGUGUCCUUCAAUAGUAAUGAAGAACAUGAUGCAAUGGAUGGAGAACUAGUUUGUAGAGUUCUUCAGCUUAUGAAUCUCACUGACUCCAGGUUAGCGCAAGGAGGCUGUGAAAAACUCGAAUUGGCUAUGUUAAGUUUCUUUGAACAAUUUCGCAAAAUAUAUGUAGGUGACCAAGUACAAAAGAAUUCCAAAGUUUAUAGGCGUCUAUCAGACGUUCUGGGUUUGAAUGAUGAAGCUAUGGUUCUUAGCGUGUUUAUUAGAAAAAUAAUAACAAAUUUAAAAUAUUGGGGAAGAAGUGAACAAAUUAUUUCAAGGACUUUACAGUUAUUGAAUGAUUUAUCAGUAGGCUACACUUGUGUUCGCAAACUUGUUAAAUUAGAUGAAGUUCAAUUUAUGUUGAAUAAUCAUACAAGUGAACAUUUUCCAUUUCUGGGAAACAAUGUUGCUGUGACAGAAAUGCGUUGUAGAUCAAUGUUCUAUACUUCACUUGGCAGAUUAUUGAUGGUUGAUUUGGGAGAAGAUGAAGAGAAAUUUCAUACUUUUAUGCUCCCUCUUACAGCUGCUCUAGAAAGUCUAGGCCAAUUAAUGGGAGCAGCAGAUACUCCUUUGUUUGCUGCUGAAGAGGCAAAGAAAGCUUUAAUUGGUUUGGCAAGGGAUUUAAGGGGACUGGCAUAUGCUUUUAAUACUAAAACCUCUUACAUGAUGCUGUUUGAUUGGAUUUAUCCAAAUUAUACUCCGAUUCUUCUGCACGCUAUCGAACUUUGGCAUCAUGAGCCACAGGUGACGACACCGGUUUUAAAAUUAUUUGCUGAAUUAGUACAAAAUCGCAGUCAACGAUUGCAGUUCGAUGUGUCAUCGCCAAAUGGUAUACUUCUCUUUCGUGAAGCAAGUAAAGUCAUCUGCAGCUAUGGUAAUCGCAUCCCUGGCAUUGAAGUGUCCAAGGAUCAAAUUUAUCCCUUAAAAUUAAAGGGUAUAAGCAUAUGUUUUAGUAUGCUAAAAGCAGCAUUAUGUGGCAGCUAUGUAAAUUUUGGAGUCUUUAGACUAUAUGGUGAUGAAGCCCUCGAUAAUGCGUUAAAUACAUUUGUAAAACUGCUACUUAGUAUAUCGCAAAGUGACCUCUUGGAUUAUCCAAAACUGUCUGUGACAUAUUAUGGAUUAUUGGAGUGCCUGGCGCAGGAUCACAUGGCCUUUCUGUCUACUCUCGAGCCGCGCGUAUUCUUGUACAUUCUAUCGAGUAUCAGCGAAGGCCUCACGGCACUAGAUACAAUGAUUUGCAAUGGUUGCUGCGUAACCCUAGAUCAUAUCGUAACUUACUUAUUUAAGCAGCUUUAUCAGAAAGCUGGUCUUUAUCCCAGCAAAAAAAAUACAGUUGCUCAAAGUGGUGGUGAUUUGUUUUUACAAGUUUUAAAACAGCAUCCUGAAAUCCUUCAACAGAUUUUAAGUACUGUUUUAAAUGUGAUAAUGUUUGAGGAUUGUAGAAAUCAAUGGAGUAUGUCAAGACCUCUUUUGGGUCUUAUACUUUUAAAUGAAGAAUAUUUCAAUCAAUUAAGAGAAAAUAUUAUUAGAAGUCAACCAGUGGACAAACAAGCAUCGAUGGCACAGUGGUUUGAAAAUCUUAUGGAUGGUAUUGAAAGAAAUUUACUAACAAAAAAUAGAGAUAGGUUUACACAAAAUCUUUCAAUGUUUCGGAGGGAUAUAAAUGAUUCAUUAAAAGGACCGAGUAUGAAUUCAACGAAUUCGGGUAGUGACAUGAUGACAUCGUAGUGACAUUAAUAUUGUUACCGCUAUAUCGCCGAAAGCUGUAGGUUCAUGCAUGAUAAAAUGCUUGAAUGUAUAUGAGAAAAAUAGAGCAAGAUAAUAAGAGAGAGAGAGAGAGAGAGAGAGAGAGAGAGAGAGAGAGAG
Molecule: messenger RNA, 3795 nt
Organism: Ceratosolen solmsi marchali
Lineage: Eukaryota; Metazoa; Arthropoda; Insecta; Hymenoptera; Agaonidae
Gene: Ranbp16
Product: Ran-binding protein 16
Exons: 17
Coding region: 355-3657 (1100 amino acids)
Biological process (GO): protein export from nucleus
Cellular component (GO): nuclear pore; cytoplasm
Molecular function (GO): small GTPase binding; nuclear export signal receptor activity
Source: RefSeq, a predicted model, not a curated record